AUGUCUUGUUAUGUAUGUUCUGCACUUUCAAUCAAUCCAUGGUCUCACUGCUGCUCAAGAACAGGGGCCCGUUUUUCCUGUCAGGGCUGCAAACUUGAUUUACUGUGCUGCAACUCUUAUGAAUAUUGUGUUUCUUGCUGUUUGAACCCUUCUAAGACCAAGAAAGGAGAUGUGCUGAAGCCAGUUACUGCUGGAACAUACACAAAUGUCUUCGAUUUCUGCAUGGGAAGAUGCCGUCAUAGUUCUGCAAGUGUGGUUCAUGAAAAUGCCUACGCUAGUGACUUCCAUCAUUGUUUUUCAGUGAAGCAAAAUUCAUCGGGAUCAAUUGAAUCUAGUUCUGUAUCAAGGUUGUUGGGCAUUAAUGCCAUUGUUGGAAGGCCAGGAGAAUCCUGCAGCUUGGUUUGCAAAGUAAGAGGGCAGUCAUGUGUUCGAAUCAGGCUCUCUGUGCUGAACAAAUGUGAGAUUUUGCAGAAAUAUAUGAGAUGCAAAAGCGGCUCCUUUCGCAGCCUUGGACUAGAUCAGCCUGCCGAAGUAGUUGAUGAAGCUCCAACCAAUUUGAAUCCAGGAGCAUGCCUAUAUAUGCAGAUGGAUGAGCGGCUCACAUGUGAUGGUUCUCAUCAACAUACACGGAGGCUUUGUCCAUGCGCAUGAGAUGGGAAAAAAGAAUGUGACACUCAUUUGAGAGGUAGUUUUCCAUGAAAAAGUUUUAUCAGGCUUUUAAAAACUCAUCUAAUUGACAGGAUAUGAACAAAAUUGACCAUGAUGAACAACCUUGCUACCUGCUGGUU
This is a messenger RNA of Phragmites australis (common reed), 788 nucleotides long. RefSeq lists its product as uncharacterized. The transcript is spliced from 10 exons. The record is from RefSeq and is a predicted model, not a curated record. NCBI's taxonomy places the organism in Eukaryota, Viridiplantae, Streptophyta, Magnoliopsida, Poales, Poaceae. Bases 1 to 651 code for a protein of 216 amino acids. Gene Ontology annotation, biological process: positive regulation of SREBP signaling pathway.